Messenger RNA from Lasiodiplodia theobromae, 1221 nucleotides. Its product is annotated as P-loop containing nucleoside triphosphate hydrolase. The coding region runs from base 1 to 1221 and encodes 406 amino acids. The transcript is spliced from 3 exons. Lineage: Eukaryota; Fungi; Ascomycota; Dothideomycetes; Botryosphaeriales; Botryosphaeriaceae. The record is from RefSeq and is a predicted model, not a curated record.
AUGUCUUCCGUUCGUUCUCGCCUGAGCAUCCUGGCUGCGGCUCUGGCCGCCUUGCCCGGCGCCCUCUCCGAUUGCGUGUCGUAUGGUAUUGAUUUCCAGAACGGGGGCUCCUACUUCAUCAACAAAGCCUUGGCAGAGAACUUCACUGCGGUGUCCGAGUUUGAGGGCUGUGCUGGCGGGACGGCCGAUGUUCUCCUUGUUGAUCCCAACUAUGCCGAGUACAUCUGCACCGACGUCCCCGUCACGCCCGAUGACACGCCUCAGCUGUCGAGCUGUCCGAUCUUGAAGAGCCAGAUGUUCAGCGGAGACUGGCUCGUCAUUGUCUUUGGCAACAACGGGCCUAACAAAGACGACGCUCCGUACGCAUACCAGCGCGAGCUCUUCCUCACCGUCGGGAGCCAGGUCACCAGCACCUUCACUUCGACAGUCACCUGGGAUGUCACGUCGACGCCCAUUGUCACGUCGAACCUGACUUCGACGCUUUUGGUGACGGACACGGUGCCCAACACACAGACCAUCACCUCUCCAUCUGCCACGGCCAAGAAGACGGUGACUCCCAAGGCCGUCACGUCGUGGGUCACCUGGGUCAAGACCAGGACGAGGCAUAGCUGGACCAAGAGCCUUACCACGGUGACCAAAACCAAGACGGCCAGCUGCACCGUCCCGCCCAAGCCGUCGCAGCACGACCCCACUGCAAAGUACACUCCCACUCGGGUCACGGUCGCAGCGCUGCAGUCCGGCUCGCCCGUGCGGGUUCGCAAUGUCGUCGACACGCCCAUGGACCCCAGCGUGGCUCGCCGCAUGAUCCGCGAGGCUCGCCUGAGGCGCGGCAUGUCAAUCCCCGACCGCCUCAACGAGCGCGAUUUGGACGAGCGUGCUCCUGACGAGGCGACGGUCAUUGUCACGGCCGACACUGUGGUGAACACAACCAUCACGCACACUGCCGCUCCUUCGACCACGACCGAGACCAUCCUUACCACGCAAACCGUCUCGACCACUCUCCCGCCCAGCACCGUCUACUCGGGCAGGACCACCGUCACCAUUACCGCGCCGACGCCGACGAAGACGAGGACCAGCAUCUCGUACACGACCAUUACUGCCAUCAAGACUCUUUACAAGACUUGGACAUACACGACCACGGUAACGCCGACCGAGUCCGUGAAAGCCUGCACGUCCAAGGGCGGCCACAUUCUCCCCACGCCCAAGUGGAGGGCGGUGUAG